This is a messenger RNA of Musa acuminata subsp. malaccensis (wild Malaysian banana), 621 nucleotides long. RefSeq names its product large ribosomal subunit protein uL29. Gene Ontology annotation, cellular component: ribosome; cytosolic large ribosomal subunit. The record is from RefSeq and is a predicted model, not a curated record. NCBI's taxonomy places the organism in Eukaryota, Viridiplantae, Streptophyta, Magnoliopsida, Zingiberales, Musaceae. Gene Ontology annotation, biological process: translation; maturation of LSU-rRNA from tricistronic rRNA transcript (SSU-rRNA, 5.8S rRNA, LSU-rRNA). Gene Ontology annotation, molecular function: structural constituent of ribosome; mRNA binding.
UCGAUAUAUAACUCUUCCUCGCCCACCGUACCUGAUUAGGGUUUGCGCGCGGCGGAAGCGGAAGGGGAAGAAAGCGACGAAGGGGGAGAGGCGAUUCUAUCCCGAUGGCGAGGAUUAAGGUUCACGAGCUUCGGGGGAAGUCCAAGGCGGAGCUCCAGGCCCAGCUGAAGGACCUCAAGAACGAGCUUUCCCUCCUCCGCGUCGCCAAAGUCACCGGUGGCGCACCCAACAAGCUCUCCAAGAUUAAGGUGGUUAGGGUGUCGAUCGCGCGGGUGCUGACCGUGAUCUCGCAGAAGCAGAAGGAGGCGCUGAGGGAGGCCUACAAGAACAAGAAGUUCAUCCCGCUCGAUCUCCGCCCCAAGAAGACUCGUGCCAUCCGCCACCGUCUCACCAAGCAUCAGGAUUCAUUGAAGACAGAACGGGAGAAGAAAAAGGAGAUGUACUUCCCGAUGAGAAAGUAUGCCAUCAAAGCUUAGAUUAGAAUGCUUAUGAAUCCACUCUUGCUUUAUAAUGAGUACUGUAUGUUUUGACUUGUGCUUUAUCGAUUAAUUAAUUUUGCAACACUAUGGUUGGAUUUUGUACUUUAAAAUGGCUGAGGAAGACGAUAUAUUGUGUGAUCAA